AUAUAUACUAAUUAUUAUAAAUGGCGCGUUAGUGAAUUUUUCUGCAGUUUUCUUAUGUAACGCUAAGAAUACGCAGCAGUCAAUAUGAAGAACAUGGGGCUUCUCAAUAUUGUUCUGGUGUUGUUUGUUACCAUGCUCUGUGUCAUGAUGACCUCUGCAGCACCAGCACCUGUUCCACAUCCAAAUCCUAACCCACAAUGGUUAGCAUAUGGAUACCCCGUAUCUUAUUCGUAUGGUUACUGGCCAGCUUACGGUAAGUUAUUUCUAAUAAUAUUAUCUUUUAUAAAUUUAAAAAAACUUACAGCUUUAAAAAUCAUUAAUAUUUAUCACAAUAUCUAUAUCUACACUUAUCAGACCCAGAGCACAUUAAACUCAAACUACGUUGCGGCAUGUUUCGCUAUUUUUUGAGUAUAAUUUGACGAAAUUUUCAUAAUCUGUCAGUAACUGCCGCAGACAAAGUUUGUACGUAGAUAUAUCUCACUUUAGGAUUUUUAGUUCAAAACUAGUUUCAAGAGAUUCGAAAAAAAAACUCAAAAUGGAUUAGUUGCUACUUUUAUACUAGGUUCGAAUUCAGAAGAGGGAAUCAAUAGAGCUAUUCUAUUUUGACGACAUGGAUCUCCUUCAUUCUCCUUACGUGGUUAUUCCAUUCUUUUUUCUUUUAUGUCUCCAUUCAUUUAUACACUGUUUGUUACAUUUUCUUCUAAUGUCUUCACUUUUCUUUCGAUCUCUCAGCGUACUUUCUGUAAUUCUUCUCACUACUCUCAUCUUUACCGUUUCCAGUAGCCUUUGCGUUGUGGCUGUGUCGGGUCUGGUUUCUGAGGCAUAUGUCAUUAUUUGUUAAUAUGUCUGUUUCGCCAUAUAGUUUUAUUAAGGCAUCCUGCCAGUCUAUUUGCUUUUUAUACUUGAUCUCUCACUUCUUUGUCCAGGUCUCCAUAGCUAGGCAGUGUAAUUCCCAAGUAUUUUAUUUCCAUUACUUGUUCAAUACUGAUGCCAUCAAUUUCUAUUUAACAUCUGGUUGGUUCUUUGCUGAAUAUUAUUGUUUUAGUUUUCUAAAAUAAGAUUCUCAUAUUAAAUUCUUUUUGCUCUUAUGUUAAAUCUAUUUGUAGACUAUGUUCAUCUUGUCUAUCAAUUUAGUGUCGUCUGCGCAACACAGUAUUUUUAUUCCUUUGUUUCCCAUUCUGUAUCCUCUUCCUUUAUUAACGCUUUUGAUGAUAUCAUCCAUCAUCAAAUUGAAGAGCAGGGGGCCAAUAUAUCUCCUUGUCUUAUUUAGCUGGAUAUUUAUAUUGGUUCUGUAAGUUGUCCAUCUAUUCUGACUUCCAUUUUGUUCUUUUGGUAGAUGUUUUCGAUAGUUUAUAUAAUAUUUAGGGGAAUUUCUCUAUUAUACAGAAGAUGUAUUACAUCUUUGAGUCUAACUCUGUCUAACGCUUUCUAUUCUCUGGUAUUUUAUCAGACACAGCAAUGCUAGUCUAUUAUACUCUAGUGAUUUCACAGUAAUUUGCUUUAUAACGAAUAUUGCAUCUGUACACGAUCUUCCACUACGAAAACUCUGUUGUUCAUCUGCUAAACUUAUCCUAACUUAUAUAAUUUGAUUUUAUAUAUUAUAUUAUAUUUGAUAUGUGUAUCAAUCCUUUUAUUUUACUUUCCUUGCACUGUUCACCUAUUUUCUUCUUUCUUUCGUAAGAUUUUGAAAAUAUACUAACUUUUUUUUAAAACUUCUUCUUCUUUAAGUACCGUGCCCAAGUCUUAGGCUUGGGUAGCUUCCAUGACGAUUUGCCGAUAUCGUUCUCGAUCUUGCGCGGCAUGUAAUAAUUCAUCUGCUGAUAAGCCAGUCUAUUAACGAAGGUUUCGGAGCCAUGAGUAUUUCUUUCUACCAAUUCCUCUUCUUCCGUCGAUCUUUCCGUUGAGUAUCAACUGCAUUAUCCUGUAUCUGCUUCCUCUCAUUAUAUGUCCCAGAUAUUCGAGUUUUCUUUUUUAUCAUCUUUAUUAAGUCACCUUCACCUUGACCUACUCUGUUCAAGACUUCUCUGUUUGAAAUGUGUUGAACUUGUGAUAUUCUGAGGAAUCUACGAUAUAACCACAUCUCGAAGGCUUGUAAUUUGUUUAUCAUGUUAACCUUCAUAAUACAGGUUUCACAUCCAUACAGUAAUACAGGAUACACAUAACAUUUUAGGAACUUAAUUCUCAGCUGUAAGUUCAGCUGAGAAUUGCUCAGAAUAGAUCUAAGUUUCAUAAAUGCUCCUUUUGCAAUUUCUAUACGAGUUUUAAUUUCUUCAUCUGGAUUUAGUGUCUCGUUUAUGCAACAUCCUUGAUAUUUAAAAUGGUUCUUUUGUUAUCGGUUCAUUAUUGACAAUAGUUUAUAGCGACGAGGUCUUGUUUAUUAACAACAAGUAACUUUGUCUUUGUUGUAUUUAUGCUUAGUCCGUUAUUAGAGCAUUCUCUAGUGACUCGAUCGAUAAGGAGUUAAAGAUCUUCGAUACUUUCAGCCAUGAUUGCGGUGUCACCUGCAUAUCUGAUUUUAUUAAUAGUUUCUCCCACGAUUCGAACUCCACAUUGCCCAUCCAAGGCUUUGUUAAAAAUUAUUUCUGUGUAAACGUUAAACAAAGUUGGAGACAACACACAACUCUGUCUAAGACCUCUUUGAAUACAAAUUUUGUCUGUUUCUUUGUCGUCUACCAGAAUAGAAGCUUCUUGAUUCCAAUGUAGAUGUUGUAAAAGUCUCAGAUCUUUAUCAUCUAAUCCAAUUAUUUCUAGAUAUUCAAACAGCCUACCCUGUUGAACCCUAUCAAACGCCUUCUCAAAAUCUAUAAAACAGACGUAAAUUGGUUUCUGUACUUCCCAUGAUCGUUGAAGUAGUGUUAGCAUUGAAAACAAAGCUUCCCUUGUUCCCAAUCCUUCUCUGAAACCGAAUUGUUUAUUUCCCAUUGUGUCUUCACAUUUCUGCUUGAUUCUAUUAAGAAUUAUCCUAAGAAGUAGCUUGAGAGAGUGACUCAUGAGACUAAUUAGUCUAAAGCCUUUACAUGAUAAUAUAUUAGGUUUUUUUGGAAGUGGAAUAAAUGUAGACUCCAACCAUAUUUGUGGCAGUAUUCCAGUUUCGUAUAUGUGGUUAUAAAUGUUUGUUAGUUCUGAGACAUUGUCGUCGUCUAGAAGUUUGAGCCAGUCUAAUGGGAUUUGGUCAAGGCCUGGAGAUUUCCCAUGUUUUACUUUGUUGGAUGAAUUUCUCUACUUCUGCUUUUAAAAUAAUAGGACCAGUAUUCGUAUACUUUGUGGCGUUAACUGGUGGCCUCGUAUCCAGGAAGAGCUUUUUUAUGUAGUUGGUCCAUUCUUCCUUUUUUUCGUUUAAGUCAAGAAUAAUUUUACCUUUGGAGUUUCUCAUAAAGUGAGCAGUUCUUUUUCUCUGAGUGUAGGUAAUUUCUUUAAGUCUUUUGUGUAUAAUAAACUCGUCAUGUUUUCUUUGUAGUUCUUCCAUCUCACGACAUUUCUGUUCCAUCCAGUCCUCUUUUGCUCGCUUAACCUCGUAUCUUAUUUGUCGAUAUAUUUCUCUAUAUCGAGUCUCAUCUUUAUUUUUACAAUUUCUUCUUUGCUGAAUAAGGUCUAGUAUGUUAUCGGUCAUCCAAUCCUUUUUCUUUACUGGCUCUUUUUCUGAUUUUAAAACUUCGUUUGCUAUGGUAACCAUGGCGGAAUUCAUUAUAUCUAUAUUUUGUCAGAUAUUUUCUUGUUCAGAUCUUUCUAGCUGUUUUUUAAUUUCAUUGAUUCAUCUUAUUUUCGAACUCAUCUGCUAUUACGGCAUUUCUUAGGAGUCGAAUAUUAUGUUUUUUCUGAGCUGUCGGGGUUUUUAUUAUUUUUAAUUUUAGUUUGAAUCCAGCACAGAGCAGAUUAUGAUUAGUUGCUGCGUCUGCACUUGGGAAUGUUUUUGCAUAUGUAAUACUGUUUCUAAACCUCUGUUAAUGAUAAUGUAGUCGAUUAGAUUUCUGACUACCUUUCCUUCUUGAUCAGCUGGAGAUUUUAGUCUCUGCCCUCUUUCGUUCCUUUCUCCAAGUCCAUACUUUCCGUUUCUAUCUUGUGUUAUUUCAGCACCAACUUUUGCGUUCAAGUCGUAGCUUCAUGUUUUUUUGUGCUCCGGAGAAUGUUUAAUACUGCAUUUAUUAAUUAUUGAUUAAAUUUCUUUAUUUUUUAUUUCUAGGAUACGCCUACGCAUCUCCAUAUUAUUACAUUUAGGCCAUAAGAAAACAAAGUCCAGGUUCAAGUGUUUUUUAAUGGAUAAUAUAAAGAAAUUAUACAAUAUCGAAUAACAUAAAAAUAGUAGGUAGAUAACAAUGUCUUCAGUUGUUUGAAAAAAUAUUUAAUUUUUAAUUUUGUUAAAUAUCUUAUCCGAAAUUGUAAUAAAAUAUUUAUUCAUAU
Molecule: messenger RNA, 4398 nt
Organism: Diabrotica balteata
Lineage: Eukaryota; Metazoa; Arthropoda; Insecta; Coleoptera; Chrysomelidae
Source: the annotation of a GenBank genome assembly